UCUGAAAUGUCUCGCUGUGGCCAUUUUACACUUGCUUGCCUGAAAAUAAAACACACCAUUUACCUGGGCUUCAGCGUGAUCUUUACAGAACAAUUGUAGGUUACAUGAGUUACCGAAGAACGACUCACUAGGGGCAGAGUAAGUGGAUCAGCAUGGACUAUGAGAGGAGGGGUGGGCGAGGUGAUCGCCUGGGUCGCUAUGGUGGCACUCACAAUGAUCACAAUUUCCGGGACAUGGACUAUCGUGGCUAUGGCCAAGAGGAUGAGGAGGCAGGCACGGGCUUUGAUGUCAGAGUGGAGGGUGAUAGACAGUAUGGCAGCGAUGAGCAGUCACUGGGUAUCCAUGACUUCUCACCAGGUUGUCUGCAGGAGCAUCCGGGGUUUCAUCAGAGAGUAGAUGGUAGAGGAGAAGCAGGGCGUGAGGGGAAAGGGCUACUGUGGUCCCCUCACACCUCACAACCUGAUCUAGCCCAUCCUAUACUCCAGCGAGAGGAGGAGGGCUCCAGGCAGGAAUUUGAGCAGUUACGGCCUGGCCUUCAGGAAAGGGGACGGGGGAAAGGUGGAACAGGCUUCCCGGAGAACAGUGGCCCACAUUCAGGAAGCAGGGAAAGCAGCUGGGGUCGUGGUGCUUCCCAUUCCGAGCAGAUGGAAUUCGGUACAGGCAGACAGCGAGAGGAUGACAGGUUUUCUCGUCCCGGAGCAGGAAAGAGAAGGACAUUUCCAAUGAGAAUGGAGGAGCAUGCUGGCCCAGACCUGUCCCACAAAGAGUUGGAUCAGAGAGACCAGGAUUACCGUGCCGAGCUCGACCAUAAUCAGCGGCCCAGCAACAUCAUAAUGCUUCGUAUGUUGCCACCCAGUGCCACUGCCAACGAGAUUCGUGCACAACUUCAAGAGCAGGGGAUCCAGCCGAGAGAGGUUCGCCUGAUGAGGAAUAAAUCUUCAGGUCAGAGCCGAGGAUUCGCCUUCGUCGAGUUUAAUGUCAUACAGGAGGCCACCCGCUGGAUGGAGACCAACCAGGUCACUCUCUCCUACACAGACACAAAUUAUACCUCAUCCACUCUCUCAACAGCUUUGAUACUGAGGAACCUCGGCCCACAUACAUCAGUAGAAGCCAUUUUGUCUGCUUUGGCUCCGUUUGCUACCCUCUCCCCUUCCAACGUUCGCCUAAUCAAGGACAAACACACACACCUCAACAGGGGCUUCGCCUUUCUACAACUAUCUACCAUAGUGGAGGCAUCUCAGUUGCUCCAGAUCUUGCAGGCUCUCCAGCCCCCUCUAUCUAUUGAUGGGAAGGUCAUUGUAGUUGAAUUUGCCAAAGGCUCCAAACGGGAUGUAUUUGUAACGGAUGGUAGCAGAGUGAGUGCUGCUACAGUGGCCAGCACAGCUAUAGCUGCUGCACAGUGGGCUGUCACUCAGACCUCUCAAAAUGGACCAGGUGGAGGCCAGAGUGUUGAUACGGGUGUGUAUCAGCAGGGGGCAGCAGUGACAUACAGUCAGGAGGGGCUCGAGUAUGCAGGGCAAGAUGGCACAACCUUCAAGCCCCAAGCAGAUAACAGGGUUACUGCUUUGACAGGUGGAGUAGCUUCCCUGAAUGGAGCCUACGCAGGAGGAGCAGCCCCAGCUGUCAUUUCAUCUGAGGCAGCCAAACCUGCAUCAGUGGUUGUGCAGCAGCCGCUCAUUCAUACACAGACUCCUCUGAUCACCACAGCUGCCACCACACCGGGGACACAGGUUGAAAUAGUGGGAAAACCACAACCAGCUGCACCCAGCCAGCCUGCAAUCCCAGGCACUGAACAUGAGCUCCAGCAGUAUCCUGUGCCAGAUGUCUCCACAUACCACUAUGACGAAAGCUCUGGCUACUAUUAUGACCCAUUCACAGGUCUCUACUAUGACCCUAAUUCACAGUACUACUACAACUCUCACACUCAGCAGUACAUGUACUGGGAUGGAGAGAAACAUACCUACAUUCCUGCUGCCAGUCAGUCAAACACAGAAGGAGCUCCUCCAAGUGAUGGUGCAGCUCCUUCAGAGUCACUGUUUGCUACCUCGGGCAGCAAGGAGAAAAAAGACAAACCCAAGAAUAAAACAGCUCAACAGAUUGCCAAAGACAUGGAGCGUUGGGCUAAAAGUCUCAACAGACAAAAGGAGAACAUGCGUUCUGUGUCUUCAUCUCCUGCCACCGGCUCAACAGCACCUCCUGGUUAUACUCGGGCACCUGGACACAGUCGCCUAGAUGAUCAUAGAGAGUCUGCGAGUGCUGAUGCAGGCUAUGCUGUUCUGGAGAAAAAGGGGGCUCUGUCUGAACGGCCUCAGAUUUAUUUGGAUCAGAUCCGCCAAAGUGCAGAAUCGCCUCCUCGGCAGCAGGGUCUGGUCCCAGCCUACAGUGGAGAAACUGACAGUGAAGAAGAAGGAGGCGAGAAGGAUGAAAAGGAAGGAAGAUUGACAGACUGGGUUAAACUGGCCUGUCUGCUGUGUAGGAGGCAGUUCCCAAGCAAGGAGGCCCUCAUCAGGCACCAGCAGCUUUCUGAACUACAUAAGCAAAACCUGGAGCAGAGAAGAGCCCAGCAGGAAGCUGCAAGCAAAGAGAGACUAGCAGGUGGACUUGACGGCCCUGAACUUAAGAAGAGGAAGUUUAACCCCAUUGAUGGGGUCACAGACACUAGUCUCGGUGCAAGAAUGCUACAGGGAGGCGUGAAAAGAGGACUGCUGUUGCGCAAUAUGCAAGUGGAGUGACCAUUAAUCUUCCUGACCCACAAAAGACAAAGACGAAGCCCAGCACGCAACACUUCACCAUUAACAUCAUAUAGAUAAAUAUAUUUAAAAAAUUUUGAUUUGACAUUAGUUACCUCAACAAUGGCAGUGCUCAGUGGUAAUGAUCUUAUGAACUGAUCCUGUAGCAGUAGAUGUCAGGAUAUUGCACAGAUUGCACCUUUUUGCUUGCUUCCUGAAUGAUGCAGUUUUGAGUUCUCACUUGCUUCAGAGCCUGUGUGUGAUAAACAAGUUUUGUGGACGGGAAAACAUUUGCUGUCUUUAUGUCAGCAAAUUGGGAUUUUUAAUAUUACUGUCUAUGCACCAUAGAUUUUUUUUUAAUUAAUGCUAUAUGCCUUGUCAUUCAGUGAAUGACUAAUCUGGGCUUGAACUGUGUACAUUUUAAAAAGAGCAUUUUUAUACAACAGUGAAAGCUAACAGACUCGUGGCCUCAUGAAUUGGACAGGAUCAUGCUAACACUAGUGUAUAGGGUUAAAGUGUCUCAGUUUGUCAUAUAGCAGGUAUGGAUUCACAUUCGCUAACUUUUCAGAGAAGUAUUUUUUAUUUCUAUAUUUGUUCAGUAAUGUGACCGUGUUUCAUCAAGCUCAUGUAAAUGAAUUCAAAAUAAUACAUUUUCACCAAUAUUGA
Neolamprologus brichardi is the source of this 3395-nucleotide messenger RNA. Lineage: Eukaryota; Metazoa; Chordata; Actinopteri; Cichliformes; Cichlidae. The record is from RefSeq and is a predicted model, not a curated record.